GUCCUCCCUCGCGUGGCCCACGUGCCUCAUAAAACGCAGAACAAAAACAUCACGAGUGACUACUUGGAAAUACAUACAGCACAUGGUCAGAGGCUGGCAGCUGCGUUUGCAAGUGGACACGAGCCGACCCGAGCCAGACCUCUGAGCUCGCUUCCAAACUUAAAACGCUGAAGGGCCGUCAAUUUCUCCAAGACUUGGGGUGCUUGCGUGAAGACUGACAGUGAGCAUUGCAUUGUGCAUUUGCAGGACUUUUUUUUUUUCUUUCCAAAAAGUUCUCGAUAAACUAAGUUGGCUGCUCCAACCCAAAAGAUAAUAUGUCGACCAACCAAGUGAAGAGCUGCCCAAUCCCCACCAGGGUUCUCACCCUGAAAGACUGGUCUCAACUUCCCGACUGCUACAGCCAGACGCCCGGGGGGACACUUUUCUCCACUACGCCCGGUGGUACCCGCAUCAUCUAUGACAGGAAGUUUCUCCUGGAUUGCAGAAAUUCCCCUCUUGCGCGCACCCCACCACGCUGUCUGCCCCAGAUCCCUGGGGUCACCUGCCCUGCUACUCACCCUGUGAGCAAGCUGCAGGAGGUCAAAGAAGAGAUUGAAGAGGAAGAAAAGGAUAUUACAGAUGACAACCAGUUUGACAUGGACAUCUGAGCUCCAGUUUUACCUCCUGUGGAGAGUCAUCUAUCAAAACACCUCCUUGGUCAGUACUGACCGAAAAGCGUUGCCUUUCGGCUUUUUUUUUUCUUCUUUUUUGUGGCUUUUCUGUGGAACCAAAAAGAAUGAAAGCUAGAAAUGUUGGGUGUUUUUGACCCAAGAAGUGUUUAGGUAAGACAUGGUACAGGAUUGGGUUGCUUGCUCAGUUGAGCGACAGCGGGAUUUGAAAAGAAUCUAUUUUGAUUUCACUUUUUAUAUCUUUUGUAUAUAUUACAAUGUACUAUGGUUUUUUUUUUUUUAAGUUGGCAGAUACAAGAUUACAAGAUAAUUUACAUUACAGUGGAUGUAAAGUCAGCCUUUUCACUGCAGGCCUUUUUUUUAAAAUUGUUUUUAUUUUUCAUUAGUUUCCCUGACUAUACAAGGCACUGCAUUUGCCACCAAGUGUCUACUUUCUUUUAACGGUCAAGGCCUACCAUACUGAAAAUCUACUCCAAUUUUUAUGGAGGGAUGGAUUAAAUAUGAGUAAUUCCAAAUAAAGGCUGUUAAA
Syngnathoides biaculeatus (alligator pipefish) is the source of this 1197-nucleotide messenger RNA. It is a transcript of the gene eif4ebp3l, whose product is annotated as eukaryotic translation initiation factor 4E binding protein 3, like. NCBI's taxonomy places the organism in Eukaryota, Metazoa, Chordata, Actinopteri, Syngnathiformes, Syngnathidae. Gene Ontology annotation, molecular function: eukaryotic initiation factor 4E binding. The record is from RefSeq and is a predicted model, not a curated record. Gene Ontology annotation, biological process: negative regulation of translational initiation. The coding region runs from base 315 to 647 and encodes 110 amino acids. The transcript has 3 exons. Gene Ontology annotation, cellular component: cytoplasm.